AUGCCAAUACUGGGAAUAUUCGGAAAUAAGAAUAGCAAUACUUUCCGUCCAAAGAAAUCACACGGAGGAAAGAGAAAGGAGUUACAUAAAUUAGCAAAAGCUACACUUGGAAGUGGUGAUUUGAGUCAAGCUGUUAAACUCCCACAAGGGGAAGAAUUGAAUGAUUGGCUCGCUGUUCACACUGUCGAUUUCUUCAACACAACCAAUUUAUUGUACGGAAGUAUUUCAGAGUUUUGUACAGCUUCUUCAUGUCCAGUCAUGUCCGCUGGUGCUGAAUUUGAAUAUUUGUGGAUGAAUCCUGAGGAUAAUAUCACAAAACCAAUUCGUGUUUCAGCUCCUGAAUAUAUGGACUUUUUGAUGGGUUGGAUUGAAGCUAGGAUUAACAAUGAAGCAUUAUUCCCACCAUCGCCUGAUGUUCCAUUCCCAGCAAAUUUUAAGAGUGAAGUGAAACAAAUUUUCAAACGAUUGUUUAGAGUCUAUGCUCAUAUUUAUCACUCCCAUUUCGAGGAAGUUAAAAAGUUGGGAGAAGAAGCUCACUUGAAUACUGCAUUCAAGCAUUUUUGUUUGUUUGUUUUUGAGUUUGAUCUUGUAUCCAAGAAGGAAGUUGAACCAAUGGUUGACAUUAUUUUAAGUUUACUUCCAAACUUUGCCUCAAAGCUUAAGAAGUAA
Messenger RNA from Naegleria lovaniensis, 669 nucleotides. RefSeq lists its product as uncharacterized. Gene Ontology annotation, cellular component: cytoplasm; nucleus. Bases 1 to 669 code for a protein of 222 amino acids. Gene Ontology annotation, molecular function: protein kinase activator activity. The transcript is spliced from 8 exons. The record is from RefSeq and is a predicted model, not a curated record. Gene Ontology annotation, biological process: signal transduction; positive regulation of protein phosphorylation. NCBI's taxonomy places the organism in Eukaryota, Heterolobosea, Eutetramitea, Acrasida, Naegleriidae.